Messenger RNA from Merops nubicus (carmine bee-eater), 6309 nucleotides. Its product is annotated as E3 ubiquitin-protein ligase UBR4-like. The record is from RefSeq and is a predicted model, not a curated record. The transcript is spliced from 43 exons. The annotation marks the transcript as partial. Lineage: Eukaryota; Metazoa; Chordata; Aves; Coraciiformes; Meropidae.
GCUGCACAUGGUCCGACUGAUGUUGCUAGAGAGGCUGCUGCAGAACCUACCUCAGCUGAGGAACGUUGGAGGAGUCAGGGCCAUUCCUUAUAUGCAGGUUAUUCUGAUGCUCACAACAGACCUAGAUGGAGAUGAUGAGAAAGAUAAGGGAGCUUUAGAUAACCUUCUGUCCCAGCUGAUUGCAGAACUGUGCAUGGACAAAAAGGAUGUGUCCAAGAAAAAUGAACGCUCCCCUGUGAACGAAGUGCACUUGGUGGUCAUGAGGCUGCUGAGUGUCUUCAUGUCCAGAACUAAGUCAGGAUCCAAGUCUUCCAUUUGUGAGGCUUCCUCCCUCAUCUCCAGUGCCACUGCUGCUGCCUUGUUGAGCUCUGGAGCUGUUGACUACUGUCUGCAUGUGCUGAAGUCUUUGCUGGAGUACUGGAAAAGCCAGCAGAAUGAUGAGGAGCCUGUAGCCACCAGCCAGCUCCUGAAACCUCACACGACUUCCUCACCACCUGACAUGAGCCCUUUUUUCCUCCGCCAGUAUGUGAAGGGUCAUGCUGCAGAUGUUUUUGAGGCCUACACCCAGCUCCUGACAGAGAUGGUUCUGCGGCUGCCCUACCAGAUCAAGAAGAUUGCAGACACAAACUCCCGCAUCCCACCUCCCAUCUUUGAUCACUCCUGGUUCUACUUUUUGUCUGAGUACCUGAUGAUCCAGCAGACUCCCUUCGUGCGCCGCCAAGUCCGCAAGCUGCUGCUCUUCAUCUGUGGCUCAAAGGACAAGUACAGGCAGCUCAGGGACCUCCACACACUGGACUCCCACGUCAGGGGGAUCAAAAAGCUCCUGGAAGAACAGGGCAUCUUCCUUCGUGCCAGCGUGGUCACAGCAAGUUCUGGCUCUGCCCUGCAGUAUGACACCUUGAUCAGCUUGAUGGAACAUUUAAAGGCCUGUGCAGAGAUUGCCACGCAGAGAACAGUCAACUGGCAGAAAUUCUGCAUUAAAGACGACUCGGUUCUCUAUUUCCUCCUUCAAGUCAGCUUCCUGGUAGAUGAAGGAGUGUCUCCAGUCCUCCUGCAGCUGCUGUCUUGUGCUCUGUGUGGCAGUAAAGUGCUAUCUGUGACUUCAUCCUCUGGAUCAUCGAGCACCUCUUCCACCUCUGCUCCUGCAGCAUCAGGCUCUGGGCAGCCAGCAGCACAGAGCAAAUCUUCCACGAAAAAAAGCAAGAAAGAAGAAAAGGAAAAGGAGCGAGAGGGUGAGAGUUCUGGCAGUCAGGAAGAUCAGCUGUGCACAGCUCUGGUGAACCAGCUGAACAAGUUUGCUGAUAAGGAGACCCUCAUCCAGUUCCUGCGUUGCUUCUUGCUGGAGUCCAACUCAUCCUCAGUGAGGUGGCAGGCCCACUGCCUCGCCCUCCACAUCUACAGGAACUCUAACAAGUCUCAGCAGUAAUUACUGCUGGAUCUCAUGUGGUCCAUCUGGCCAGAACUUCCAGCCUAUGGAAGAAAGGCUGCCCAGUUUGUAGACCUCCUGGGAUACUUCUCUCUGAAAACACAGCAGACUGAGAAAAAGUUGAAGGAAUACUCCCAAAAGGCCGUGGAGAUCCUGCGGACUCAGAACCACAUUCUUACCAACCACCCCAACUCCAACAUUUACAACACACUGUCAGGGCUGGUGGAGUUUGAUGGUUAUUACCUGGAGAGUGAUCCUUGCCUUGUUUGCAACAAUCCGGAGGUGCCCUUCUGUUACAUCAAGCUCUCCUCCAUUAAAGUGGACACACGUUACACCACCACCCAGCAGGUUGUGAAGCUCAUUGGCAGCCACACCAUCAGCAAGGUGACAGUGAAGAUAGGAGACCUGAAACGCACCAAAAUGGUCCGAACCAUCAACCUCUACUACAACAACAGGACAGUGCAAGCCAUAGUGGAGCUGAAGAACAAGCCGGCUCGUUGGCACAAGGCUAAGAAAGUCCAGCUGACCCCCGGGCAGACAGAGGUGAAGAUUGAUUUGCCCUUGCCCAUCGUGGCUUCCAACCUGAUGAUUGAAUUUGCUGAUUUCUAUGAGAACUACCAGGCUUCCACAGAGACCCUGCAGUGCCCCCGCUGCAGCGCCUCCGUCCCGGCCAACCCCGGCGUCUGCGGCAACUGCGGCGAGAACGUCUACCAGUGCCACAAGUGCAGAUCCAUUAAUUAUGAUGAGAAAGACCCUUUCCUCUGCAAUGCCUGUGGGUUCUGUAAGUACGCCCGCUUUGACUUCAUGCUGUAUGCCAAGCCUUGCUGUGCAGUGGAUCCCAUAGAAAAUGAAGAGGAUAGGAAGAAGGCAGUAACAAAUAUCAACACUCUCCUGGACAAGGCUGACAGAGUGUAUCACCAGCUAAUGGGACACCGACCACAGCUGGAAAACCUUCUGUGUAAAGUGAAUGAGGCAGCUCCUGAAAAGCCCCAGGAUGAAUCUGGCAGCAGUGGAGGGAUCAGUUCUACCUCAGCUAGUGUGAAUAGAUACAUCCUCCAGUUAGCCCAGGAGUAUUGUGGUGACUGCAAGAACUCUUUCGAUGAACUUUCCAAAAUCAUCCAGAAAGUGUUUGCCUCUCGAAAGGAACUCCUGGAAUACGAUCUCCAGCAGAGAGAGGCAGCAACAAAGUCCUCGCGAACCACCGCCCAGCCCACGUUCACUGCCAGCCAGUACCGUGCCUUGUCCGUGCUGGGCUGUGGCCACACGUCCUCCACUAAAUGCUAUGGCUGUGCCUCAGCUGUCACUGAGCACUGCAUAACACUGCUCCGGGCUCUGGCCACCAACUCUGCCAUCAGGCACAUCCUGGUGUCCCAGGGGCUCAUCCGAGAGCUCUUUGACUACAACCUGCGGCGGGGCGCGGCCGCCAUGCGGGAGGAGGUCCGGCAGCUCAUGUGCCUUCUGACCAGGGACAAUCCAGAGGCCACGCAGCAAAUGAAUGACUUAAUCAUUGGGAAGGUUUCUGCAGCUCUGAAGGGACACUGGGCAAAUCCAGACUUGGCCAGCAGCCUCCAGUAUGAGAUGUUGCUGCUGACAGAUUCCAUCUCGAGGGAGGACAGCUGCUGGGAGCUCCGCCUGCGCUGUGCCCUCAGCCUCUUUCUGAUGGCAGUGAACAUUAAGACUCCAGUGGUUGUUGAGAACAUCACCCUCAUGUGCCUGCGCAUUCUUCAAAAGCUGAUCAAACCACCUGCUCCAACCAGCAAGAAAAACAAGGAUGUGCCUGUGGAUGCUCUCACCACUGUGAAGCCUUACAGCAAUGAAAUCCAUGCACAAGCUCAGCUGUGGCUCAAGAGGGACCCCAAAGCAUCGUAUGAAGCUUGGAAAAAGUGCCUCCCUGCCAGAGGUAUAGAAGCCAAUGGGAAAUCUCCCAGCAAAGCUGAGCUCCACCAGCUCUACUUGUCAGAAAAAUACGUCUGGAAGUGGAAACAGUUCAUGAGUCGCCGUGGGAAGAGAACUUGUCCUCUGGACCUCAAGCUGGGGCACAACAACUGGCUACGACAGGUGCUGUUCACUCCUGCCACUCAAGCUGCACGCCAGGCUGCCUGUACCAUCGUGGAGGCUCUGGCCACCAUCCCCAGCCGCAAGCAGCAGGUCCUUGAUCUCCUGACAAGCUACCUGGAUGAGCUGAGCAUUGCUGGCGAGUGUGCUGCUGAGUACCUGGCACUGUACCAGAAACUCAUCAAGCCAGCCCACUGGAAGGUCUACCUGGCAGCCCGAGGGGUUCUGCCCUAUAUUGGCAGCCUCAUCACUAAGGAAAUAGCUCGUUUGCUUGCCUUGGAAGAAGCAACCCUCAGCACUGAUUUGCAGCAGGGAUAUGCCUUGAAGAGCCUCACAGGUCUCCUCUCCUCCUUCGUGGAGGUGGAGUCCAUCAAGCGGCACUUCAAGAGCCGCCUGGUGGGUACAGUCCUGAACGGGUACCUGUGCCUGAGGAAGCUGGUGGUACAGAGAACAAAGCUGAUUGAUGAGACCCAGGACAUGCUGCUGGAGAUGCUGGAGGACAUGACAACAGGCACAGAAUCUGAAACCAAAGCAUUUAUGGCAGUGUGCAUAGAGACUGCAAAACGCUACAGCCUGGAUGACUACAGGACCCCAGUCUUCAUCUUUGAGAGACUCUGCAGUAUUAUCUAUCCUGAAGAGAAUGAAGUGACAGAGUUCUUUGUAACUCUGGAGAAAGAUCCCCAGCAGGAAGACUUCUUACAGGGCAGGAUGCCAGGAAAUCCCUACAGCAGUAACGAGCCUGGCAUUGGGCCACUCAUGAGGGACAUCAAGAACAAGAUCUGUCAGGACUGUGACCUGGUGGCUCUGCUGGAGGAUGACAGUGGAAUGGAGCUUUUGGUGAACAAUAAGAUCAUCAGUUUGGAUCUGCCUGUGGCUGAGGUCUACAAGAAGGUGUGGUGUCCCACUAAUGAGGGGGAGCCGAUGAGGAUCAUUUACCGCAUGCGAGGGUUACUAGGAGAUGCCACUGAGGAAUUCAUCGAGUCUCUCGACUCCACUACUGAUGAAGAGGAAGAUGAGGAAGAAGUUUACAAGAUGGCAGGUGUCAUGGCCCAGUGUGGAGGCUUGGAGUGCAUGCUCAACAGACUGACUGGAAUCAAGGACUUCAAGCAAGGCCGGCACCUCCUCACUGUGCUGCUCAAACUGUUCAGUUACUGUGUGAAGGUGAAAAUAAACCGUCAGCAGUUGGUCAAGCCAGAGAUGAACACUCUGAACGUCAUGCUGGGAACUCUUAACUUGGCACUGGUGGCUGAGCAGGAGAGCAAGGACAGCGGAGGAGCGGCCGUGGCAGAGCAAGUGCUCAGUAUAAUGGAGAUCAUACUGGAUGAAUCCAAUGCAGAACCUCUGAGCGAGGACAAGGGUAACCUCCUCCUGACUGGUGACAAGGACCAGCUGGUCAUGCUGCUCGAUCAGAUUAACAGCACUUUUGUCCGCUCCAAUCUCAGUGUCUUGCAAGGCCUGCUACGAAUCAUCCCUUACCUCUCCUUUGGGGAGGUGGAGAAAAUGCAGAUUCUGGUCGAUCGAUUCAAGCCCUACUGUAACUUUGAUAAGUAUGAUGAGGAGCACAGUGGAGAUGAUAAAGUUUUCCUAGACUGCUUCUGCAAAAUAAACAACAGCAAUGGCCAUCAGCUGAAAGACCUCAUCCUUCAGAAGGGGAUUACACAGAAUGCCCUCGACUACAUGAAAAAACACAUUCCCAGUGCAAAGAAUUUGGAUGCAGACAUAUGGAAGAAAUUCUUAGCUCGACCUGCACUUCCUUUUAUCCUGCGCCUGCUCCGAGGACUUGCCACACAGCACCCUGCCACACAGGUGCUGAUAGGUACCGACUCCAUUACCAACCUGCACAAGCUGGAGCAGGUGUCCAGUGAUGAAGGGAUUGGGACGCUGGCAGAGAACCUCCUGGAGGCCCUGAGGGAACACCCCGAGGUGAACAAGAAGAUCGAUGCUGCCCGGAAGGAGACUCGUGCAGAGAAGAAGCGUAUGGCCAUGGCAAUGAGGCAGAAGGCCCUGGGCACUCUGGGGAUGACGACCAAUGAGAAGGGUCAGGUAGUGACCAAGACGGCGCUGCUGAAGCAGAUGGAGGAGCUCAUAGAAGAGCCAGGGCUGACUUGCUGCAUCUGCCGGGAAGGGUACAAGUUUCAGCCUACGAAGGUCCUGGGCAUUUACACUUUCACCAAACGUGUUGCCCUAGAGGAGUUUGAGAACAAGCCCCGAAAACAGCAGGGGUACAGCACAGUCUCUCACUUCAACAUCGUCCACUACGACUGUCACCUGGCAGCCGUGAGACUUGCUCGUGGCCGUGAGGAGUGGGAGAGUGCAGCACUACAAAAUGCCAACACCAAGUGUAAUGGGCUCCUGCCAGUCUGGGGACCUCACGUGCCAGAAUCUGCUUUUGCCACUUGCUUAGCACGACACAACACAUACCUCCAGGAGUGCACGGGGCAGAGGGAACCCACCUACCAGCUCAACGUCCACGACAUCAAGCUGCUGUUCCUGCGCUUCGCAAUGGAGCAAUCCUUCAGUGUGGACACUGGGGGAGGAGGAAGGGAGAGCAACAUCCACCUCAUUCCCUACAUCAUCCACACUGUGCUCUACGUCCUCAACACAACUCGAGCAACUUCGAGGGAGGAGAAAAACCUCCAGAGCUUCAUGGAGCACCCCAAAGAGAAGUGGGUGGAGAGUGCCUACGAGGUGGACGGGCCCCAUUACUACACUGUGCUGGCUCUGCACAUCUCACCCCCUGAGAAGUGGAAAGCCAUCCGAGUGGAGAUCCUCAAGAGGCUCCUGGUCACCUCCCACGCACGAGUGGUGGCACCAGGGGGAGCCAGCAG